CGGCAUGUGUCUGCUGCUGUUGGCGCUGCUGGCGGGAGUGGGGGCGCAGUACGAGCGGUACAGCUUCCGCAGCUUCCCGCGGGACGAGCUGAUGCCGCUCGAGUCUGCCUACCGCUACGGCCUGGACCAGUACAGCAGCGAGAACUGGCCCGAGAGCGUCAGCUACCUGGAGGUCAGCAUGCGGCUCUACCGCCUGCUGCGGGACAGCGAGGCCUUCUGUCACCGGAACUGCAGCGCUGCCGGGCAGCCGCCCGCCCCCGUCGGCGGCGAGCUGGCCGAGCUGCGGCUGCUGGCUGGGGUGCUGCGGCGGGCGCAGUGCCUGCGGCGCUGCAAGCAGGGGCUGCCUGCCUUCCGCCAGGCCCAGCCCGGACGAGACCUGCUCCGGGAGUUCCAGCGACGCGAGCCCUACAAGUACCUGCAGUUCGCCUACUUCAAGGCUAAUAAUCUUCCAAAAGCUAUUGCAGCAGCUCACACAUUUCUUCUGAAGCAUCCAGAUGAUGAAAUGAUGCAAAGAAAUAUGGCCUACUACAAGAGCAUACCUGAUGCUGAGGAGCAUAUUAAAGACUUGGAGACAAAGCCUUAUGAGAAUCUCUUUGUCAGGGCUGUGAGAGCAUACAAUGGUGACAACUGGAGAACAUCCAUCUCAGACAUGGAACUGGCUCUUCCUGAUUUCUUCAAAGCCUAUGAUGACUGUACAGCAGCCUGUGAAGGCUCCCGAGAGAUCAAAGAUUUUAAAGACUUCUAUCUCUCCAUUGCAGAUCAUUAUAUUGAAGUCCUUGCAUGCAAAGUGCAGUGUGAGAGUAAUCUGACACCUAUUAUAGGAGGCUUUGUUGUUGAGAAAUUUGUGGCCACCAUGUACCAUUACUUGCAAUUUGCUUAUUAUAAACUAAAUGACAUGAAGAAUGCAGCUUCUUGUGCUGCUAGUUACCUUCUGUUUGACCAGAAAGACGAAAUAAUGAAACAGAACAUGGUCUACUAUCAGUACCACAAGGACAAAUGGGGACUUACAGAAGAGGAUUUUCAGCCCAGAUCGGAGGCAGUUCGAUACCACAACAUAACCACACUCCAGUUGGAAAUGUAUGAAUUUGCAAAGGAGCAUCUGAUGGAUGAUGAUGAGGGUGAAGUUGUGGAAUUCCUUGAUGACCUAUUGGAAGUGGAGGAAAAGAAGGAAUCCUCAUGAGUGAAAUCAACGCAAAGUGUUUUACAAAAGUGAAGAUUGCUCAUAGCUCCUUACUAUUGUUUUUGGGUCACCUGUAGUUCCACUUAGAUAUACCUCAAAGCUGCUCCUUUAAGCUCCGCCUUAUGUCUCAAAAUCCAGCCCUGAAAGAUGACUUCCAUGCUGCACUGACUCUCCUGUGAGCAUGGUUUUCACUGUGUGUUUACAGAAUUGGUGCAUUGCUUGCUUGCCUUUACACAAACACAACGAAACAGACUGUUUGGGCUAACACCACAGCUCCUGAUUUCAGUGCUGUUCUACUGAGUUACAACAGUACUGCUAGAUUCCAAAGAGCUUUUGUCAGAUUAUGAACCACAAAAGAUACAACAGUGCCUUAAAACUUUCUGAGCUAUAUGUUUUAUUAUUUAUAUGUGUCUUUUUCUGUGAUGAUGAAUAAAGUGAUACUGAAUCCCAGUGCAGCUGAAAGAUGUCAAGAUACAUUUACAUGGCUGAAAUAAGAUGGAAGGUUGGAAGGAACUUUUGGAGAUCCAGGAAUUAAGAUGAUUAUCAAAGCA
Molecule: messenger RNA, 1731 nt
Organism: Dryobates pubescens (Downy woodpecker)
Lineage: Eukaryota; Metazoa; Chordata; Aves; Piciformes; Picidae
Gene: CRTAP
Product: cartilage associated protein
Exons: 7
Coding region: 5-1180 (391 amino acids)
Biological process (GO): peptidyl-proline hydroxylation to 3-hydroxy-L-proline; collagen fibril organization
Cellular component (GO): endoplasmic reticulum
Molecular function (GO): protein binding; collagen binding
Source: RefSeq, a predicted model, not a curated record